UCCGGCUGGGCUGCUUCCUCCGCCCGUUCCUUUCACACAGACACACUCGCUCAACCCAAAGCACCGACUUCCGGUCUUGUGCGGCUGGGUGGAGGUGGGGGGCAAGGAGGCGCACGCUGCCCCCCUCCCUACCCCCCACCGGCGCAGAGACCCCCCUCCCCUUUCCAUAUAUCCCUCUCCCACCUAAACCUUUUUAUUUUUAAAUUUGUCUCUGAAGGGGGUGAAAGAGAGACACGCCUACAAAGAGAGUCACCCCCUCCUCCCCCCUCCCUUAGCAGCCCCAAGCCCCGCCCCCUGGGGCUAAAGCCCCGCCCCCAGAAGCCCCCACUUCUUAUGCCCCGCCCCUCAGAACUCGCCCCUCCCCACAUAGCCCCCCACUCAAGCCUGGCCACUUUCCCUUUAGCGUUCAUUGGUCAAGCAAAAUCUCCCCCUCCCUCCAGAUUGGGAGCUGAAGGGAUCCUCCCCCCAUAUUAAGUUUUUUUUGGGGGGAAAGGCUUCCCCUCCCCCUCCCCAUCCCAAAAGUGCUCCCCUUAAGAUAGGGACAUUUGCAUCUGAGGUGGUGGUAGGGAUUUUGUAGAGAGUGUCAACCUCUUCCCACCUGCCCCAUAUCUAUUGUCUCUUCCUGUACCUACCCCACAUCUGUCCCCCUUUCCAUUCCCAAUCCACAUCUAUCCAUCCCCCCUCCGAAAUAGGUAAUUGAGGAAAGUCUGGGGGGGUGAGUGGGGCUUCCCCUUCAAUCUCACCCCCACCCAUCCCCCACUUUGGUAAGGCACAGAGAGAGAGAAGGGGGGAGCGAGGGGGUGUCUCGCCCACCCCCACCUGCUAUGGAAAUGCAGAAGGGGAAAGGGGGAGCUGCAGCAGCUGGAGGAGGAGGAGGAGGAGGAGGAGGAGGGAAAUUGCUGAUCUACACCAGCUUGGAUGCCAAGGAGGAGUUAGAGGAGAGGCUCGAAAGAUGCAUGGGCACUGUGACGUCUCUGACCGGCGGGGUCUCAGAGAGGGAAGCCAAUGACGCCCUGAAUGCUCAUGUAUGCAAAGGAGCCCCCCAGCACGAGGAGGUAUGCCUGGGCCUCUUCACCCUGAUCCUCACAGAACCCCCUCAAGCGCAGAAGUGUUACCGGGACCUGGCGCUAGUGAGUCGAGACGGGAUGAACGUCGUGUUGAACAAGAUGAACCAGAUUCUGAUGGAGAGGUACCUGAAGCUGCAGGAUACCUCUCGCACACAGUUGGUUUGGCUGCUCCGAGAGAUGGUGAGGAGCGGGAUACUGGGCAUCGAUGGGAUCUGCAUGACCUUCAUGAAGCAGAUUGCAGGCGGAGAUGUGACGGCGAAGAACAUCUGGUUGGCGGAGAAUAUUCUUGACAUGCUCACUGAGCAGAGGGAGUGGGUGCUGAAGAGCACCAUGCUGAUCGCGAUGUCCGUGUACACCUACCUGCGCCUCAUCGUCGACCACCAUGGCUCCCCGCCGCUGCAAGCCCUGCGGCAGAAGGAAGUGGAGUUCUGCAUCUCUCUGCUCCGGGACCAGUUUAUGGAUUGCUUAAUGAUUGGCCGAGAUCUGGUGAGGCUGCUGCAGAACGUUGCUAGGAUACCUGAGUUUGAGCUGCUCUGGAAGGACAUCAUCCACAAUCCCCAGGCGCUGAGCCCACAGUUCACAGGCGUGUUGCAACUCUUGCAGUCCCGGACUUCACGCAAGUUCUUGGCUUGCCGCCUCACGCCCGACAUGGAGACCAAGCUGCUGUUUAUGACCUCUCGGGUGCGCUUUGGCCAGCAGAAGCGCUACCAGGACUGGUUCCAGCGGCAGUACCUCUCCACCCCGGACAGCCAGUCCCUGCGCUGCGACCUCAUCCGCUACAUCUGCGGGGUGGUCCACCCGUCCAACGAGGUGCUGAGCUCCGACAUCCUGCCUCGCUGGGCCAUCAUUGGGUGGCUACUCACCACCUGCACGUCCAACGUAGCUGCUUCGAACGCCAAGCUGGCCUUGUUCUACGACUGGCUUUUCUUCAGCCCCGAGAAGGACAGCAUCAUGAACAUCGAGCCCGCCAUUCUAGUCAUGCAUCAUUCCAUGAAACCUCAUCCGGCUAUCACCGCCACCCUGCUGGACUUCAUGUGUCGGAUCAUUCCUAAUUUUUAUCCCGCUCUAGAGGUCCAUGUGCGACAAGGCGUCUUCAACUCCCUCACCCACAUUGUGGAGAAGCGAGUCCUGGCGCACCUGGCUCCUCUUUUUGACAACCCAAAGCUGGACAAAGAACUCCGAGCCAUGCUGAGAGAGAAAUUCCCAGAGUUCUGCAGUUCUCCCUCUCCUCCCGUCGAAGUCAAAGUUGAGGAGCCGGUUUCUAUGGAGAUGGACAAUCACAUGUCCGACAAAGAUGACAGUUGCUACGACAAUGCGGAGGCUGCUUUCAGCGAUGACGAAGAGGACCUGAACAGCAAAGGGAAAAAGAGAGAUUUCCGGUUCCAUCCAAUCAAAGAAGCCGUUGUCGAAGAGCCAGUCGACAUCACUCCCUUCCUGGACCAGUUAGAUGAGACGCUGAAGGAUAAAGUCCUCGUCUUGCAGAAGGGCAGCGAUACGGAAGCACAGUGCGAGGUCAUGCAGGAAAUUGUGGACCAAGUCCUGGAGGAGGAUUUUGACCAGGAGCAGCUGUCGGUCCUCGCUUCGUGCUUGCAGGAGCUCUUCAAAGUACACUUCCAGGGCGAGGUUCUCCCAGAAGAAAUUACAGAAGAGUCUCUAGAGGAAUCCGUGGGGAAGCCGCUUUGCCUAAUAUUUAGGAACCUCUGCCAGAUGCAAGAGGACAACAGCAGCUUCUCUGUGCUCCUGGAUCUCUUGUCAGAGCUCUACCAGAAGCAGCCCAAGAUUGGUUACCACCUCCUCUACUACCUAAAAGCCAGCAAAGCAGCGGCUGGGAAGAUGAACCUCUACGAGUCCUUUGCCCAGGCCACGCAGCUGGGCGACCUGCACACCUGCCUGAUGAUGGACAUGAAGGCUUGCCAGGAGGACGACGUCCGGCUCCUUUGCUACCUCACUCCUUCCAUAUACACUGAGUUUCCAGAUGAGACCCUGCGGAGCGGGGAGCUGUUGAACAUGAUUGUGGCCGUCAUUGACUCGGCUCAGCUCCAAGAACUGGUGUGUCACGUCAUGAUGGGAAACUUGGUCAUGUUCCGGAAGGACUCGGUCCUCAACAUUCUGAUUCAGAGCUUGGAGUGGGAGACGUUUGAGCAAUACUGCACGUGGCAACUCUUCCUGGCCCACAACAUCCCCCUGGAGACCAUCAUCCCCAUCCUGCAGCACCUCAAGUAUAAAGACCACCCCGAGGCCCUUUCCUGCUUAUUGCUCCAGCUGCGACGGGAGAAGCCAAGCGAAGACAUGGUGAAGAUGGUGCUGAGCCGGCCGUGCCACCCGGACGACCAGUUCACCACCAGCAUCCUCCGGCACUGGUGCAUCAAACACGACGACCUCUUGGCGGAGCACAUCAAGUCCCUCCUGAUCAAGAACAACAGCCUGCCCCGAAAACGCCAAAGCCUGCGCAGUUCCAGCAGCAAACUCGCCCAGCUGACCUUGGAGCAGAUCCUGGAACAUCUGGACAACUUGCGCUUGAACCUCACCAACACCAAACAGAACUUUUUCAGCCAAACCCCGAUCCUUCAGGCCCUUCAACACGUCCAGGCCAGCUGUGACGAAGCUCACAAGAUGAAGUUCAGCGACCUCUUCUCCCUGGCCGAAGAGUACGAAGACUCCUCCAGCAAGCCUCCAAAGAGCCGCCGGAAAGCCACCAUCUCCAGUCCCCGCAGCCGGAAGAAUGCGGCUCAACCAGCCAACAACGAAGAUGAGUCCGCCUCCAGCAGCGCCUCUGAGGAGGAAGACACAAAACCCAAACCAACGAAGCGGAAGCGAAAAGGCUCUUCGGCAGUGGGCUCGGACAGUGACUGAGGAAGGGGGGCGGGGGGCUUUGGCAGUGCAGCGUGCCCUCCCGCCCCCCAGUCUGUCCCGUUGCUAGUGGCUCCCGGGGGUGACCACAGCGGCGGCAGAACGCUGAUCCAGAGCAGCUGGACGGAGUGGCCAUCCACAGCAAGGACAGUUCUCCAGAGAGAUGCGUUGGCGGGACGUUGAAUGCUCAGACACCCCCUUUCCCAAGCCCCAGCACCACCUAUGCCUCUGCCCCCCCUCCCUGUAUCUGCGAUCCAUGCCCCACCCCCAGGCAUCGCCGUCCAUCCUUGGCCUGUCCACCGUUUUCUACAGCGGCAGCAAGAGAAAAGGCGGUUUUCCUUCUCGUGCCUGUCCACGCAGGUGAUCUCGAUGACGUGGGCCAUCUCAUCCAGGAGGAGCUAUGUGGGGAAGCAAUGCAGGGCCAGAGAGAGACUGUAUCUGAGUCUGCCACCCCUCUCUGCUCCGAAAUGUAAAUAAAUGGUGUGAACCAGCAUGAUAGCUCCCAUUAGUGCUUCCUGCGAGGGAGAGCCGGGAAUCAGGCUGAGGUUGGGGAGUGGACAUGUGAGGAGGGGGCUUAUCUUGUGGGGGGAGGGCUGCCUUGUCGGGUGUGACUUGUUCCUCACAUCCCUGUUUUUUUCCACCGCACCAAAUACCCUUCCCCCCAAAAAAACUUGUCAUGUGUUUGAUCUCCGCAAAGAUCUUUGCCGUUUUCUCCUUGCAGAGAACAUUCUGGUUAAUUACCCCAAAUCCUCCAUUGCUCCUUCCCAUCCCACUCCCUAGGUGUGCGUGGGAGGGGGGAGGGAAGGGCUCUGCUAUAUGUGGCCUCCUUGCCCCUCCCCAUCCAACAUCAGCCGGAGAAGUCUUGGUGCCCUGUUCCCGUCGCGGUCGUCUCCCCCCCCCAUACAACCACCACUAGGCCAUCGGCACAAAGGGACCCCGAAGUCCUCCUGGCCAGCUUUGAGAAGCGGCUUCUCUUCCCGUAAUGCCCUCUCUUUUGUAGGGGGGAAGAAGUGGGAAAGGGUGGAGAGGAACAGCUGACCCAGCGACACGCAAGCGAGAUGAGAUGGUAGUUAUAUUUUUAAUUCCCCGCCUACCCACCGAGAGAUUAUCAUUUUUAAGUGGUUUUUAAAAGAGACAAUAAAAACUG
Molecule: messenger RNA, 5064 nt
Organism: Rhineura floridana
Lineage: Eukaryota; Metazoa; Chordata; Lepidosauria; Squamata; Rhineuridae
Gene: INTS3
Product: integrator complex subunit 3
Exons: 30
Coding region: 825-3920 (1031 amino acids)
Cellular component (GO): cytoplasm
Source: RefSeq, a predicted model, not a curated record